Molecule: messenger RNA, 1577 nt
Organism: Vitis riparia (riverbank grape)
Lineage: Eukaryota; Viridiplantae; Streptophyta; Magnoliopsida; Vitales; Vitaceae
Exons: 4
Coding region: 311-1348 (345 amino acids)
Cellular component (GO): cytoplasm
Source: RefSeq, a predicted model, not a curated record
UGGGGGUGAAAGAAAGGGUGUUUGAAGAAAUCAGGGGUAUGUAUAAAAGCUGUGUCAACCACUCGGAUCAGUUGGUCUUCCCCUCUAAACACGGGAAGCGUCGUCGGGAAUGUGGAUCUUUUCUCUCACAAAUCUCUGCACUUUAUGGCACAAAAAUGUCUCUCCGAUUCGCUAAAUUCCCUCCUAGCGGUGCUUGAUUUUUCCAUUUGAAGAGGGAUUUGAUGACCCCAUUGAUUAUCUGUAGGAAUUUUCGCCUGGGCAUGUUUGAUUUCACCGACUUUCCCAACCUAUAAGCUGGAUUUAAUCUAUCAUGAAUAUUCACUCCUACGGGUCUGGAAGUCCCAAGUCCUUCCACGCUUACCCAAGAGGCGACUUUGAUUUAGAAUCAGGAUCCACCAAGAAAGCCAGAAAGCCGAAAAGCUCUCCAUUUCAGCCCAUCAAAAUGCUUAAAUCCCUUGGAACACGAAUUCACUACUAUUACAAGCUUCACCCACUUGUUGUCUUCUUUAUUUCUCUGUCAUUUGGGCUCACAGUUCUCAUAAUUCUAUCUGUAUAUGAAAGCCAAUUUCGAGCCAUGAGUAAUUACCAAAAAUUGAGUAUGGGUUACAAUGAUUAUCCGUUUACCAAGCUUCAGAACCUUGUAAUGGUUGCUGGGCAUUCGGUGUUUACAAGUAGUAGUUGUGGGAAAGUUGACAAGGAGGAUUCCUGGUUUUUGGAGUCUUAUCAGAAGCAUCCUGGUCAAGCUGCAACCUUUUUGGCCCACAUAAAGGAGGGGGUUGAAAUUGCAGCAAAAGAUGAUGGAGCUUUGCUUUUGUUUAGUGGUGGAGAGACUCGGAAAGAUGCUGGUCCUCGGAGUGAGGCACAGAGUUACUGGGCUGUGGCUGAAUCGGAAGGAUGGUUUGGCAAGCAAGAAGCUGUCAGAUGGAAGGCACUAACAGAAGAGCAUGCAAGAGACAGCUUCGAGAAUCUUCUCUUUAGUGUGUGUCGGUUCCGGGAGCUUACUGGCUCAUACCCUCACAAUAUAACUGUUGUAAGUUACGAUUUCAAGGAGGAGAGAUUUGCAUAUCUACAUCGUUCUGCAAUUGGGUUCCCAGAGUCGAGGUUCUUCUACUCAGGCACCCCAGCUUCAUCAACUUCAAAAGAAGCGGCUAUGAAGGGUGAAGCUUUAGUAAUGGCUCAAUUCCAUGACGAUCCCUAUGGGUGUUCCAGUUCACUUCGUCGUAAAAAACUGGGCCGUGAUCCUUUUCACCGGACGAUACCAUAUCCUAAUGGAUGCCCUGAAAUUGAAGGACUGUUCAAAUACUGUGGGGCAGCUCCAUAUCCAGGAUCCCUUCCUUGGGCUUCAUAAAGUAACCUUAAUAUUUAACCUUUUUUGACCUGUUACAGUGUAAAACCUCCUAAACCACCACCAAAUAGAUACUUGAUAUGACAAUAACAGUAAGCUUGUUUUUCUAGUAAUUUUUGUAUUCAGUUUUUAGGAAUAUGGAAAUACAAGAUUCGUUUGGCUGUUUGCAUAGAAAAUGUGAUAGAAUCACACCAUUAGAUGACAAGUCAAGAUUUAUGGAGCUUUUUCUAUA